Messenger RNA from Sardina pilchardus (European sardine), 4937 nucleotides. RefSeq names its product phosphatidylserine synthase 2 (gene ptdss2). Lineage: Eukaryota; Metazoa; Chordata; Actinopteri; Clupeiformes; Clupeidae. Bases 675 to 2207 code for a protein of 510 amino acids. Gene Ontology annotation, biological process: phosphatidylserine biosynthetic process. The record is from RefSeq and is a predicted model, not a curated record. Gene Ontology annotation, molecular function: L-serine-phosphatidylethanolamine phosphatidyltransferase activity. The transcript has 13 exons.
GAUCAGCCUGGCAACUGUACAAUGUGUCUCUCACAUGUACAAUCUGUAGCCCAGAGCUGCAACUCCAACGUUCCAACGUGAGCCAGACGUGUGGUGCUGCAGUUGUCUGCUGGGCACCGGGCUACAUUGUUAAUGAUUUCCCAAAAGUCGAAACGGAUUAUUACUGAAGUGGACAAAGUAAUCGUGGGGUACCCAUGCCAGUCGCAUGCGUUCUCUGUCGUUAGCAUGUUGAACUAUCGUGUGCUAGCUAACUCGUUCUAGGACGGCUGUAAUGUAAGUUCGCUAGCUACAUUGGAUGUCAGUGACUUAAGUAGCUAACCCGCUAACGUUAGUUAUUUAAAUGUCGGAAUGCUUGUCAUAGAAAUAGCAAAGAUAUGUGGUCUGUAAGCUAGCUAGGAAGUGACCUAUCAAGUCAAUGCCACACACCUCUGUGUGGCAACCUUUACGAGUUAUUGUUGGCUUAACGUUAUAAGUCGAAGGAGGUGUUGUAAGGAAGGCUGCCACGGCGCGAUUUAAGCGGGGAAGGUAGCCGAGGUAUCUCAGUUUACAAGUAGGCCUACCACAGGACAAGACACUGGAUUGAUGACUGGAAACAUUUGUAACAUUCAGUGGACAUUUUGCAUCUGUAGGAUUUGUGUGAAGUGCUUAUAAAAGAACGUGUCAGCUAAGUGGUGAUGGCGAAACCUGAGUCGAAAAGAGGUGCCAUGGCCUUUGCCGCCGGAAGACCUGCUACAACACCGGAGGACCAGGUCAACAACGGGUCACUUGAUCCGUCACAGUCCUCCGGUUCUCACGACACAUCACAUACCCCAGUGCCAGCCAGCAAGUCUAAAUCUGGAAAACAGACGUCGAAGGAAAACCUGUCGCGACGAACAACCGAGAGUGAAGUAUUCGACGACGGGACCAACACAUUUUUCUGGAGAGCACACACAGUCACGGUGCUGUUCAUCCUCACCUGUGCCCUUGUGUACGUCACACUGCUGGAGGAGACGCCACAGGACACGGCGUACAACACCAAAAGGGGGAUUAUUGCCAGCAUUCUGGUGUUCCUCUGUUUUGGAGUGACCCAGGCCAAGGAUGGACCCUUCACCAGACCACACCCAGCCUACUGGCGGUUCUGGCUGUGCGUCACGGUGGUCUACGAACUCUUCCUCAUCUUCAUCCUUUUUCAGACGGUGCACGACGGACGGCAGUUCAUGAAGUACAUUGAUCCAAAGCUGGGCGUGCCUUUGCCGGAGAGGGACUAUGGCGGCAACUGCCAUGUCUAUGAUCCGGACAACACCACCGACCCCUUCCACAACCUCUGGGACAAGAUGGAUGGCUUCGUUCCGGCACAUUUCCUUGGCUGGUACAUUAAGACCCUGAUGAUCCGAGACUGGUGGAUGUGUAUGAUCAUCAGUGUCAUGUUUGAGUUCCUGGAGUACAGCUUGGAGCAUCAGCUGCCCAACUUUUCUGAAUGCUGGUGGGAUCAUUGGAUCAUGGAUGUGCUGGUGUGCAAUGGCCUGGGAAUCUACUGUGGGAUGAAAACGCUGGGCUGGCUCUCCAUGAAGCCAUACCAGUGGCAGGGACUCUGGAACAUCCCCACAUACAAAGGGAAGAUCAAGCGCAUAGCCUUUCAGUUCACACCUUACAGCUGGGUCAAAUUUGAGUGGAAGCCUGCCUCAAACCUUCGUCGCUGGCUAGCAGUGCUUGGAAUCAUUUUCAUGUUCCUGCUGGCGGAGCUCAACACCUUCUACCUGAAGUUCGUGCUGUGGAUGCCCCCGGAGCACUACCUGGUGCUGCUGCGCCUCGUCUUCUUCGUCAACGUGGGUGGGGUGGCCAUGAGGGAGAUCUACGACUUCAUGGAUGACCCGAAGUUCCACAAAAAGCUGGGCCAGCAGGCAUGGCUGGUGGCGGCCAUCACGGUCACCGAGUUCCUCAUCGUGGUGAAGUACGACCCCAACACCAUCACACUGCCCAUCCCCUUCAUCGUCACGCAGUGCUGGAUCCUGGGGAUGGUGGUCAUCUUCACCUGGACACUAUGGCGCUUCUUUAUCCGAGACAUCACGCUACGCUACAAGGAGACCCGCCGGCGCAAACAGGAAGUCACAGGGGACCGGGAACGACACCUUGGCAACAGUAACAAUGGUAACGGUAGCCCAGCAACCACGUCUGGGCGCAGCAAGCUCAACGGCAGCACAGAGGCAGUGAGGCAGAGGAAGUCCUGAGGGGGCCCCGGCAAGGGAUCACACUGCCCCCCGCACUGCACUGUGUCUGGGAAGGAUGGAGGGACUGGUGGGUGAAGGGUUGGAAAGGUGGAUGAAAUGGGGACAGAUGGAUGGAAGGCAGAAGCACUCAAGCUUCUGCUGCUGCUGCUGCUGUUGCUGCUGCCUUUCCCACAUUCAGAAACCCCACCAACAUCAUCCUGUCCAGGGUGUAGGUGGGCUGCUGUAUGUAUGUAUGUAUGUAUGUAUGUGUGUGUGUAUGUAUGUAUGUAUGUAUGUAUGUGUGUGUGUGUGUGUGUGUGUUACAUGUGUGUUACAUCAGAACAGUCAUUCCAAUGUUGGCUUGUCACUGUUAACACUAUUUACAGAGGUGAACCAACCCAGAGUUAUGGUGGGGGGAGGUGAGGUUGGAAGCGUUAAGCGGGGAUGUGACGAGUUGGAUUCAUAGGGAACAUAGCCGGGUGUCAAUUACUGUGGAAAUGUGAACACGGAAGAAAUCAUUACCUCUUCAUUUUUCAAAGAUUGGGAAAAAUCAGUUUGUGGUUAGUUGUGUGUCUGUGUGUCUGUGUGUGUGUGUGUGUGUGUGUGUGUGUGUGUGUGUGUGUGUGUGUGUCUGUGUGUUUGUGUGUGUGUGUGCAUACAUACAUACACACACACAUUUUUGAAAGCUGACUUAAAAUGAUACAGUGAGUGUAUGUUUGGGGGUUAACUGGAGUUACGGCGUAUGAAGCCUGAGCCAUGCAAGCAAUGGCCAUUUCUCACUAGCAUUUCUCGGCUAGCAAGACUAAUUGCAGUAUCCAUGCCAACGCAGAUGUACUGUAGUCGCGUAAGCCAUAUGUAUGUCAUGCACAUUUGACUAGCAUUUGGGUGAGUGAACCAAAUCUCUAAUCCACACCCAAAUUCAAUGAGGCUGACCGCACUGCAUCCCGUAAUCUAAUAUAUUUUUAGCCGCUGUGAGAAGUGGCCAUUGUAAGCCCUGUGAGUGGGUGAGUCUCUGGAUGAAGAUGUUUCCCUCCCUUCUCUUUGCCUUAAGAGAUGUGUGGUGCACAACUUUGAUGGAAGCUCUGAUGUAUGUUGUUGUUUUUUUUUUUUCAUUGCACAUACAUGUCAUUGGGGUUUAAUUGAGGGGGCUUUCUGCUGCUAUGCAAUAAUGAAGGUUCACUACCAUGGUUUUUGUUCCCAAUGGCGAUCAUGGGAUAGUUCUGUCAGGCUUAGUUUCCAAGAAAGGCAAUGCCUUCCCUUAACAUACAAUGUAAGUCUGUAAGACAUGUUUGGAGUCAGAACUGAAUUUGGGUUUGCUUGUUCGUUAUUGUCUUAAAAUGACAAACAUCAAUGUUUUUCUAAAAGGUAAAGAAAAAAGUCUGGAAGUCGUCCCAUUGUCUCAAUGGGUCAAUCAUGUCUAACGUAAAUGAGAGAUUGACACUGGCUUUGUUCUUCUGUGUCUGAGAAGGUUGCCGUCAAAGCCUCACUAUCCCGCAAUGCCCAUUGGUGCCAGCACUACUUAGCAACAUGUUCUUCACACUCAUUGCCUCCUGCAGCAGAAAGCAGAAUAACUUUAAUGUAAACUGAAAGAUACUGCAUAGUUAGUAUUUCAUGAUAUAUGUAUAGUGUUGUUUUAGUCUUUUUUCUUUUUUUUCAUCCAUUUCUAAUGCAAAGUCGCUGAAUUUAGGAUGGUAUUACAAAACUGACAUAGUCCCGCAGUUGUCUGCAUAGUUCUUUAAAAUUCCCAUCACUGUUAUCAGUAAAUCCCUACCAGUACUUCUAGAUGGGACAAUCACACUAACUUGAGACUUGGAUAAAAUUGUUCCUAUAAGGAGUUGGAAGGCAAACCCUCACAUAAUGUACAGUUAUCAGGUUACAUGGGUCUGAUCUUGGGGGUACCCUUUUCAAAAGAGAGUGCUGUAAGCCCCUCACCAUCAUCCCCAUCACCACCCAAAGAUCUGGAUGUGUAUGCUGAAGCCAUACGUUUAGACAUCAAUGCUCAUAUGUCACUGUUCCUGUCUGUUGUCUUUAAGAUCACCAAACCAGGAAGUCUUCGGAAAUCACAAGCCAUUGGCCAUUGUAAAUGCUGUCUGUAUGCCGUAUUAGUGGUUGGCAUUAAUGUUUUGAGUGCACACAUCUGCAAGGGAAAAAAAGAGACAAAAGCAGUAACCAAAAUAGUUAUUUUCCAGUGUAUGUGUAGUAAUUGCAGUUGUGCAUCAGUCACUUAUGAUGUGACUUUAUAGGAUGUGUGUCGCGACCACACCAAAACAUUAAAAGGCAUCACAAACGCUGGUGUCUAAGGGAACUUGUGUAUAUCUCACUGAUAACAUGGAGUCGGAGAGCUCCAUGUUGGAUCCAUGUACUGGUUUGCUGUUCGUAAAUGGUUCUGUAUGAAUGUUUCCACCUGCUUCCAUCACUCAGUAAAAUGUGGUUCCAGGGAACCAUUGCCCUGGCAUGUAGAGAUAUUGUGCAAAUUGUCCAAAAUGGCCUCUUCAUGUGGUCUAGUCAACACUCGAUGCCAUUAUAAUUAUUGUGAAUGUACAAAAGCAGAUCUUGAUGUUUUGCAGAAGAGGGCUAUAUGUUAUUCAAAUGCCAAUUUAUUGUCAACAAUCCCAAAUUUUGUUCUUUGCCGAGAAUCUGUUUUUAGUAUCCAGUACAAUGUGUGGCUAUAACAUAGCACGGGAACAAUCCAAAUGUAUUUUAUGUUGAUGCUUUUUUUGUUCAAUAAAACAAAGGGGUCCUCUUGGAAAA